AUGACUUCAACUUCUACAUUUCAGUUCGACGCCCUUAUUACUCCCACACCGGAUGUUAUGCGCAUGGUCAAGCAAUCACACGUACACGAUCAAUCUAUGGAAGCUUGUAUACGUAGAGAAAGACGUAAGGCUCGUGUUGUUCCAGUCGGAAAUCAGCGUGUAACUAUGACAAACACUGCUCAACCCAUUUCAGCACCUACUCCCUCUCCCUCCUCACGUAACAAACCACUCCCACCUUCCAUCUUGCGUCGCGCACCACCCUCUUCGUUUCACUACGACACCCACUCCGACGCACCUCUCUCAGCUCCUCCGGCCCCUCCUUCUCACUCCGACUUUUCUCCAGCGGAAUCAUCCACUGCAGUCCGUCGACGCUCCUCGAGAGUCCGUUUCUCAGACUAUGACCUUCCCUCUGCCUCAUCCGUCCCUUCAGCCCUUCGUCGUCUGGCAUCUGAAGACGGACUACGCUCGGACCCUUCGUCUCAUCCGCCCAAGGCGCUCGUCGGCAGCCCAAGGGCCCGCGCUAGCGUAGCCGAAUUUAGGUCAGCCCGUAAUGCUCGUCGAACCAGUAUCGCCUCUGUUCAAUCCAACCAUUCGUUCGCUUCCUUCUCUUCCUUCUCUUCAGACCCGUUUGCAACCGAGUCGAGCAUGUCUUCAUGCUCUCUCAGUGGGGAGUCGCAAGAAUGGGAUGGAUUUGCACCACAAGCAUUACCAUAUCCAAAGGUUCCCAAGGCGCUCUCGCGUUAUAGUGUAUCCACGGAAUCGUCUGUCUCAGAUAACGGUUCGGAACCGACCAGGGCGUCACGAUCGAUAACGACAACUGCAACGUUGACCCGGAAACCAUCCAUUCCUGCUUCUGCGGAUCUUAGACGGACAUUAUCAGCUACUGCUUCGUCUAGUGAUAUGACGACACCCAUACGACCAAGUUUUCUACGAGCUACCUCCCUAGGAACCGAGGAUACUAGAUCGAAUGGGGAGGUCAGACCGACCGGAGUUGUUUCGAAAUUGUCGGUACCGAGAUUGAAUCGAAGUCAUUUCCGAGGAGAUUUGGGUCUGUCACCACGUACGCCUACGCCCGUUUUGGAGCAGAACGAGCGAAUGGAAUCGACUCCUGCCGUACCUUCAGCCGAGGUGGUGUCACAAGUGAAUCAUUGCAUUCCGGUUGAGCAAACCGAUGAUGUCAACGACAAGGUGGUCGAUGGAAUGGAACGAGUGGGAAAGGUCGAACAGGUGGGAAAGGUGGAAAAAAUAAAAGUGAAAGUCAAGAAACAUCGCAAGACAGACUCUGCGUUGAGUCUAUCAGGAAUAAUGACAUUUCCUCUUCCUCCCGAUCGACAACAAGAUUUACAAGUCACUGUGGAAAGUCCUACUACUCCCUGUCGACCGGGUGGCUUAUCAGUCGAUCUUGGUGUUUCAAAAUACACUCCAUCUCUUUCCUCAUCCACUGUCACAUCUCCAAUCGUAACCGUGACAUCAGCUGCAAUCGUACGCUCAACCAGUCCAGAUGUGAAAGAACUUCGACGAAGAACAUCGGAUGCUAAGCGCCUUCGAAGACUUUCUGCCGUCGAACCAGAAUCUGAUGAAUCGGAGCUUGAAAUUAACGUGCCUCUCGCCCAAGCAGCUGUGAAGAAUAGAAUAGUCUCACCACAUUCACGUCUUCUCAAACGACAUUCUAGACCUUCGUACGACCUCAGACCGAGUUUACAACGUAAAGCCAGCGGUUCUGAUCGUGUUGGAUGGAGCGGGUCUGAUUCAGAAGAAGAGGAAUGGGCUCAAGCAGUCAGAGUGAUAACAUUACGAAAACUUUCAACUCCGUCUAUUCGCAAAACUCCUAAUACUCCUAUUCCGACUCUUUCUUCCUCUCCUUCGCCACAUUCACUCCAAUUCUCUUCUUCUUCAACUCGUUUAUCCGAUUCUCAUUCUCAAUCCUACCUCUCAACGUCUUAUUCUCAUUCGACACAUUUAUCAACUUCUCCAUCGUUAUAUUCUCUCCGCACCUCAACAACGCAGACAUCAGACAUUCACUCUGAUCUUUCAAAAGCGGUUGAAUCCAGGUUCAGUAGAUCAUCCCAAGAUUCAGGAAUGUCUAGUAGUUCUUAUACUUCCCGAUUAUCACACCUCUCUCAAGCAUCAUCCAACACUGCCAUCUCAUCAGUCUCUUCGGAAUUGAUGACACCAACUACAUCAAUAACGAACUUACGUCCUAUUCUCACUUUGAAAAAACCUGGUAAUUUCAAUUGGGGUGGUUCUGCACCUCCUUCACCAGGUACCGAAUCACCAUUUGGAAUCGCUCAAUCUCAAGCUCAGGGAUUCUACGAUGGUCUAUUGGCGAAACUAGGAAAUCAUUCUAAUUCUCCCCCUCGUUCACAUUCCUCAAUCAAAAACUUACCUACCACAUCAUCCAGUGUGUUCUCUGGAAUCAGUCCUAGUGCAAGUAUAAAUGUCAAUAACGGACCAACACAGACGGUUUUACCUCAACCGACAAGUCUAGAUCCAGACGUUUGGGGGGAACCAGAGGUACUGGAAGAUGAGAUAAGUUCGGACGAAGAAGGAUUCUCUUUUGAGAAAUGGUCAGAAUUACAUUCUUCUAAUCAUAAUAUUGCAGCUUUGCUUCGUUCGUCCAGUCGAAAUGAGGAUGGAGAUAUGGGACAUGUGAGAGGGAUAGGUAUGCCAGAAUGGGAAGAUGGAUUAGGAGUAGAAUUAAAUAGAGUGAUUGUUAUUUGA
Messenger RNA from Tremella mesenterica DSM 1558, 2721 nucleotides. RefSeq lists its product as uncharacterized. The coding region runs from base 1 to 2721 and encodes 906 amino acids. Lineage: Eukaryota; Fungi; Basidiomycota; Tremellomycetes; Tremellales; Tremellaceae. The record is from RefSeq and is a predicted model, not a curated record. The transcript is spliced from 3 exons.